AUGAUGAAUGAUUUUCAUUCAAGAUUCAAAGAAAAAGUGAGUUUAAUGAACAAAAACGGACUGCUUGAUCUCAAAACUAACUACGCAGCUAGUAAGAGUAUCAAUAAACUAAAAGUUUCUCCGAGCUUAGAACCCCCAUCACCUUCUCUGCCACAGUCUCCAAAUGGUUCUCAAAAGCUGCCAGUUAUCGAGCAUAAGACAAAAAAUAAGAUUUUCACAACUCUUCCACAGAUAAUAUCAAGCUCAAAAAAGCAGGCUCGAGUAAGAAAUAUAAGUCCAAUCCCUAUAAAAGUAAAAGAAUCUUAUCAAGAUCAAGAAGCCUUUUUUAGUAUUUUAAGGAAAUGCAAAACUAAAAAAACAAAGGUAACUGAACGCAUCAAUAUGUCUCCUCUGGGCUCUUAUAAAGUCAACAAAUCUUUUGAUUCGAUUAAACUUUCAAGCAACAAAUUUAGUCCUUAUACAUUUAGCGAAUAUAAAAAUAUUCGUCAGGAGUAUAUAACUCUUGGAGGGCUUGGACCAUCAAUAGGAACUGCUGAAUGAAAAGUGCUAACUCCCCCCCCUCCGUGAGUGAACAAAAAAAUUUUGUUCACUCACGGAGGGGGGUAAUUUUUUUUUUUUAAAAAAAUUUAUAUAUAAAUUUUUUAUAAAAAAAUUGUUUUUCGAAAUUUAAAAAAAAUCCUAAUUCGCAAAAGUUGGAAAGCAAAUAUUCAUUUAAUUUAUAAAAUUUAUGUUUUAAAUAGCAAUUCGUUUAAAAUUAAACAGAAUUAGCUCUAGAUUUCAUUAUUUUAAUUAUCAUUUAUAUAUCAAAAUUUUUUUCCAUAAAAAAUUUUUGUAUUAAAAAAAAUUUUUGUUCACUCACGGAGGGAGGGUGGGUUUUUGGGCAAAAAAUAUAGCGAUUUUUCUAACGGUUUUGUUCACUCACGGAGGGGGGGAGUAAGCAGUAGAGACAGAAGAAGAAAAGAAUACGCAAAACUGCUUGAAACGAACCCUGUCAAGAAAUCCAUGGACAUUGUUGAAAAUUCAACAAGGAGAUAUGCCUCACAAGGAAGGAAAUCCAGAAUUCGACAGCAAGAAGAAUUGAAUAAUAAUUUUGUAUAA
Molecule: messenger RNA, 1098 nt
Organism: Blepharisma stoltei
Lineage: Eukaryota; Ciliophora; Heterotrichea; Heterotrichida; Blepharismidae
Source: the annotation of a GenBank genome assembly